UAUGGCUGCGUGCAGAAGGAAAUGUUGAAUUUAACAUUUGAGCAAUAACUUCAAUAAAAGGCCACGAGAAAACGAAGAUAUGAGGCUUCUUGUUAGAUUUGUCAAGCAAGCACAAAGAAGCGCACAGGUCAGAGCUAUAUAUCAUUCUAAUUUCUCCACAUUAUCUGACCUGUCAGGACCGCUGAGAGACAGCUCGAAAGGUGAAACUAGUAGUGCAUGGUUAUGCGGCUCUUCUCCUCACAUUGUAGAGAGCGUGCGUGAGUUUGUUGAAGUUCAGGUAGACUUCAUCAGCGAGCAAGAGGAGCAAGCGUUACUGAGAGAAUUGGAGCCGGGGCUUAAAAAGAAGAGAUACGAGUUUGAUCACUGGGAUGAUGCCAUCCAUGGUUUCCGUGAAACCGAACGUGUCCAGUGGGGUGCUGCCUGUGAGGCUGUCAUUCGUCGGCUACGAGCGCAUGCAUUCCCACAGGAUAGCCAGCUGCUUGGCCCUGUGCACGUCCUAGACCUGGAUAAGGCCGGAUUCAUCAAACCCCACAUCGAUAGCGUCAAGUUUUGUGGCACUACAAUUGCGGGUAUCAGCCUUCUCUCUGCCAGCGUCAUGCGACUAGUGCGCGAAGAGGUGAAAACUGACUGGGUAGAUCUGUUGCUGCCUCAACGGUCUCUUUACGUUCUCAGGGCGGAGGCCAGGUACAAGUUCACACACGAAAUCCUGAAGGAUGAAGAGUCCUUUUUCGACGGACGGCGAGUCGCUCGUCAUCGACGCAUUUCUGUCAUUUGUCGGAAUCUUCCAGAAUGAAAUAAGUCUUGGCGGCCAGCGUGCAUUAAUUAAGUUGCUCAAACAACUGAGUGUUAAAUUAUUUUCUAGAUCGAAUUGAAAUAUCUUUAUAGCCUACAUUUAAGAGGACCGUCCUCUUAAGACAUUUGAAAUGUAGCCUAUCAAGGUUAUUAUGAUUGCUUAGCACUUAUAAAGUUAAAAGCUGUCAGCCCCCCCACCCACUUUAGACAUUUGUCAACCAUUUAUCAUCCAAUGUAUGUACAUAUUAAGUAGUAAAGAAAGCUAUAAUAUGAAA
Molecule: messenger RNA, 1067 nt
Organism: Alosa alosa (allis shad)
Lineage: Eukaryota; Metazoa; Chordata; Actinopteri; Clupeiformes; Clupeidae
Gene: alkbh7
Product: alkB homolog 7
Exons: 4
Coding region: 80-793 (237 amino acids)
Biological process (GO): DNA damage response; fatty acid metabolic process
Cellular component (GO): mitochondrial matrix
Source: RefSeq, a predicted model, not a curated record